Leptomonas pyrrhocoris is the source of this 1383-nucleotide messenger RNA. Its product is annotated as putative mitochondrial Dnaj-like protein. The record is from RefSeq and is a predicted model, not a curated record. Bases 136 to 1383 code for a protein of 415 amino acids. Lineage: Eukaryota; Euglenozoa; Kinetoplastea; Trypanosomatida; Trypanosomatidae. Gene Ontology annotation, cellular component: chloroplast. The transcript has a single exon.
AGAACUGUCACGCGGUACGUCUGUUCGCUUGCUCUCACCGUUGUGCGGUGCCUCAGCGAGUGUGCGCGGGGUGUAGACGCUUUUUGCGGAUUCAGGCGGUCAUUAAACGCAGAUACAAUUACCCCUCUGCCAAAAAUGCAACGCGCCCGCGUCUCUGCCGGUGGCCGACUGCUGGCUGGUCGUUUGCGUGCGCUGCCUUCCUCCAUACCCGUGAAGGCCCGCGCUUCAGUUUCCCUUCCGCCGAGGGACAUGUGGUGCGGGGUGCCUGCCCUGCACACGAGCUACCGCUUCACCUCUUCAUCGGCAGCGUCGGCCGCACCCCGUCCAGGGCAGCACAGUUUCUACCACGUCCUCGGCGUGGACACGGAUGCGACGCCGCUGGAGGUGAAGGCGUCCUACCGCCAGCUCGCCCUCCGCUUCCACCCCGAUGUGGCAGACGAGGAACACCGGACUCAGUCGGAGGUGCUCUUCCGUCGGGUGUCUGAGGCGUACGAGGUGCUGUCCGAUCCGGUGAGGCGCCGUGCACACGACCACGAGCUGGGCAUCCAGACGCGUCGCAAACAGGGCACAGCCGCUGCCGCUGCUGGCGCGUCUUCGUCGUCCUCCACUUCUGCGGCACGCGCACGCAAACCAACUGGUGCCGCCGGCAACGGAAGCGCGCGCAAGAAACACAAAGCUUCACCCGCGUCUGGCGCGUCUGCGCGGCAGCGACAGCAGCAGCAAUCCAGCCGCUAUCGCAAGCCGUUUGUCCGCGGUGAUGCCAAUCGUGUAUUUGCCGAUGCCUUUGAUGGCAAGACGCUCGAUGAAAUUCUCUUCGACGUGCAGCGCCGUCGCCGACAGGCAGCAGCGACAGAGCGCCGCGCAAGCACCUCGGCCGCCACCACCCAGACACCAGCAUCGUCGUCGAGCUCUUCUUCUACCCUGCCUGAAAGCGCGUUGGAUCACGAUGCCCGGCUGCGACACGUCAUGGAAGAGGCGGCGGAGUCGUUUGCCCGCAAGGCACAGCGGCAGUACGGGCAUGGCAUCCUGCGACACAUCCACGCCGCCGCCUCAUCGUUGCCCGAAGGCCCCGCCCCACCACCGGCGAGGUACAUGCCGUUUCGUCCAUUUGUCGGGAUGGAGGUGCCGGCCGGGGUGCAAACGCCACCAGAGCCGCAGCUGGGUCGCGUGCUGACACCGCACGAAGCCACGAUGGAAAGGACCGCGGAACACGACAGCGCUGCUGCUGGGAAAAAGGAGCGUGUGGCGGCGCAGUUCUACACGCACCAGUACGCAGAUGGCGUUUUGCACACCCGUAUGGCGAGCUUGCGUAAAGCCGCAAAAAGCAUUGAGGGGAUGCCGCACAACAUGGGCCAACUGUACUCCUACCACCGGCCCUAUUAG